AGGCUCAGCAGACGCCCCCCCCCAGGCCCAACAGACCCCCAGCCCAGCAGACCCCCCAGGCCCAACAGACCUCAGGCUCAGUAGACCCCUCCCAGCCCAGCAGCCUCUGCACCAAACCGGCAGCUCCCCCAGGGUCAGCAGAUCCCCCCGGCCCAGCAGCGCACCCGGCCCAUCUUGGGGCCGCCAUCCUUGUGAGGAGGGGUCGUCGGGGGCGAUGGCCCUGGCCGCGGCGGCGGCUGCGGUGGCGGCGGGGGUGAGCCAGGCGGCCGUGCUGGGCUUCCUGAGGGAGCACGGCGGCAAGGUGCCCAACGCCGACCUGGUCAGCCGCUUCCGGCCGCUGCUGGACGCUGGGGACCCCGGCUCCCGCGCCGACCGCCGCCGACGCUUCAAGCAGUUCGUCAACGACGUGGCCGUGGUCAAGGAGCUGGAUGGGGUCAAGUUCGUGGUGCUCCGGAAGAAGCCGCGCCCUCCGGCCCCGGACCCGAUGCUCACGACUGACCCUCGAACCCCGGAUCCGGGGUCUGAGAAGGCCCGGGUGUCCACUGAGGCCCAGGGGCCCGUCCGGGCCGGUGAGCCCGCUGUGGUCGAGGGUCUUGCGGAGGCUGAGGGGUCCACGGAGGUCCAGAGGGUCAUGGAGGCCGAGGAGCUCGAAGAGGCCGAGGGGCCCACGGAAGUUGAGGGGUCUGUAGAGGCCGAGCAGCCCACGGAAGUCGAGGAGUUCGUGGAGGCCGAGGAGCCCUCGGAAGUUGAGGGGUCCGUAGAGGCCGAGCAGCCCACAGAAGUCGAGGGGUUCGUGGAGGCCGAGGGGCCCGUCGAGGCUGAGCGGCUUGCAGAGGAUGAGGGGCCUCCGGAGACCAAGGAGCCCAUAGAGGUCAAGGGGCCGGCGGAGGCAGAAGGGUCCGAGGGGCCUGAAGAGGCUGAGAGGUUCAAGGAGGCUGAAGAGACUGAGGGAGCCAUAGAGGCUGAAAGGCCCAGGGAGGCUGAGGGCCAUGAGGAGGCCGAAGAGCCUGAAAAGUCUGAGAAGGCUGAAGAGGCCAAGGGGCAUGAAGAGGCGGGAAAGGCCGAAGGACCCCAAAGAGAGGGCGAGGAGCCAUCCCGCCACGCUGCGGCCCCGAAGCCCUGCAUGCUGCCCAUCCGCUGUCUCCCGCCGACGAUCCGCGUCCGGGCAGCGGACGAGGCGGGGGCCCUGAGGCGGCAGAGCUCCGAGGAGCCGGGCCCCAUCGAGGUCCCUCUCUUCAGGCGGCGCCUGUCGGCGGACGAGCCACUCCCGAGGCGCUCCCCGGGCUUGAGGAGGCCCCUGCGGGCAGCUCCGCGCCUGCUGCUCAGCCCCGAAGAGCCGCUGCUGUCGACGCCAUCGACGUCGCCGACGUCUCCAACGCUGCCAACGCUCCCAACGCCAUCAACGCUGCCGCCGCCUCCACCGCCGCCAUCUUCCGUCGUACCCCUGGAGCCGGCGGAGCACGAGUGGCUGGUGCGGAGCGCGGCGGGCCGCUGGACCCACCAGCUCCACGGGCUGCUGCUGCGGGACAGCGGGCUGGCGGCCAAGCGCGACUUCACAUCGGGCUUCACCGCCCUGCACUGGGCCGCCAAGAGCGGCGAUCGCGAGAUGGCACUGCGCCUGGUGGAGGUGGCGCGGCGCGGUGGCGGUGCGCCCGUCGACGUCAACGCCCGCUCCCACGGGGGCUACACCCCGCUGCACCUGGCCGCUCUGCACGGCCACGAGGAUGCCGCCGUGCUGCUGGUCGCCAGCCUGGGCGCCCACGUGCACGUACGUGACCACAGCGGUCGCCGCGCCUACCAGUAUCUGCGCCCGGGGGCGUCGGAAGGCGUGCGUCGCCUGCUGGGCGACCCCCGCCUGCGAGGCCCGCCCGACCCCCACGGCGCCGCCAGGCGGUCGGUCCAGGUGGCCGCCUCCAUCCUUGGCUCCACCACCAGCGCCUUCCUGGGUGUCCUGGCCGACGACUUGGCCUUCCAGGACCUGGCCCGGGGCCUGCGGAAGUCCGGCUCCUUCAGCAAGGGAAAGGGCACCUCCCCCUUGCCCUCCCGCAAGAAGCCCAAGGCCUGGGGGGGCUUCCCCACCUUCUCCUCCGGGCCCGAGGGCACCGGGAAGCGCAGGCCCGUCUAUGACCUCUUCCAGGCCCACUGAAUGAGAAGGAGGAGAAGAAGAAGGUCUGUGGUGGUUGUUAAGGCGCUUACUGUGGGCCAGGCACCGUACUGAG
Messenger RNA from Ornithorhynchus anatinus (platypus), 2219 nucleotides. RefSeq names its product sosondowah ankyrin repeat domain family member A (gene SOWAHA). Gene Ontology annotation, molecular function: protein binding. Bases 215 to 2146 code for a protein of 643 amino acids. The record is from RefSeq and is a predicted model, not a curated record. Lineage: Eukaryota; Metazoa; Chordata; Mammalia; Monotremata; Ornithorhynchidae. The transcript has a single exon.